Odontomachus brunneus is the source of this 5069-nucleotide messenger RNA. RefSeq names its product tolloid-like protein 2 (gene tok). The transcript has 16 exons. Gene Ontology annotation, biological process: proteolysis. The record is from RefSeq and is a predicted model, not a curated record. Lineage: Eukaryota; Metazoa; Arthropoda; Insecta; Hymenoptera; Formicidae. Gene Ontology annotation, molecular function: metalloendopeptidase activity; calcium ion binding; zinc ion binding. The coding region runs from base 373 to 3894 and encodes 1173 amino acids.
AACAGAUAUAAAGUUGACGUCAGUAGUGUACGCAAACGUUUAAUCCGACGCGAUAGAGACUCACUGCGAUGCGAGAGGCUUCUCCAUUCGAAUCAAUACAGCACACACUCGUACACAUACUCACGUAAUCCGCGGACAUACAUAUGUAAUACACGCAUGCGGUACGUUGCAUUAUGUUGAGAGUGAAAAUAGCAGACAUUAAUAUCAAGUCUGACUGGAAUUUUCUCUGUUCGUACAUCGUAUCGCAUAGCCUCUUCAAAUUAAAGAGAGCAACAAUGGCAUUACCGAUGAGGGCGGAAACAAGCUGUAGAGAGAAUACAUUAAGAAUAUUGAAAUCAAAUAUUUGCGAAAUGAAACUUGACGAUGUUGUGAAUGGAAUGGAAAUGUUUGAUGAACUAUCGUGGGUUUUCCGGUGACAUUGCACUGCCAAACAUCAGAUACGAUACAGAAUGGCGCGAACAAAAGUUAAAUAAGAGCUAUCUGGAAGAAUUAAACAAAUACAGAGAAGAAAUAUUGAAGGAAGGUCUUCAGGUGGAAGAGGAAGGUCUCACAGAGAUUCUUCAGUUCAAAAGCGAACACGAUACCAGCAAACAGGUACUUGGUGAACAUGAGGUGCUCAUUCAAGAGAAGUCGGAGUCGAUCAUGGUAGACCGCAACCAAUAUAAUACGGGUGGCAAGUCUGCCGAUGGUUUCAGCUUUAAUUCCAGGAACGAUGAUACUAAUCCUGCAGUGAAAGACGAGGGCUUUGAAUUCAGACUGGAAUCCUCAACACAAGUCUCGAAGAAGAGACAUCGACGGCCAAGUCAUCGGCAGCUUUCGAGGACGCUGUCAAACUUGGGGUCAAUCAACACGAGACAUGAUAUGUCUCUUGAAUUUCCAAUUACUACAGAUAUCGGUAUUACUACCGAUGCUAGUAAAUACACAGACCGCGCAUAUACGGACAGCGUCAAAGAGACAUUUACCGUGCAACCCAAAAUGAGCACGCAAGGUCUACCGAACCGACGACAUCAUCACAGAUGUCAUCAUCGUAGAAGUACCUUACGGAGGCGUUCUCGUGGUCAUUGCAAUCGUCGAACGUACGAUUCUAUGAGCGAUGCGUCGGAUGAAGUUGUUUCCGUGCACGAUCGACGUCUUCGUUCCAUCGAAUUCUACGAUAUGGAGCACAAGCCGAAAUAUGUAGCAAACAAGCGUGGCACGACGAGACACACAUUUUUAAGUAGAGCACGUCGAGCUGCCACCGCGAGAAAGGAACGAGUGUGGGAUCAUGGCGUGAUACCCUACGAGAUCGAUGGGAACUUUUCGGGCGCUCACAAAGCCCUGUUUAAGCAGGCGAUGAGACACUGGGAAAAUUUUACUUGCGUCAAAUUUGUGGAAAGGGUACCCAGAGAGCAUCCCAAUUACAUCCUAUUUACGGAAAGACCUUGUGGAUGUUGCUCCUUUGUCGGAAAGAGAGGUAACGGACCGCAAGCCAUUAGUAUCGGGAAGAAUUGCGACAAGUUUGGCAUAGUGGUGCACGAAUUGGGUCAUGUCGUUGGAUUUUGGCACGAACAUACCCGACCGGAUCGCGAUCGUCACGUACAAAUCAUCCGUGAUAACAUUAUGAGCGGGCAGGAGUACAAUUUUAACAAGUUGACGGAAGAAGAAGUAAAUUCGCUCGGCUUACCCUACGACUACGACUCCAUUAUGCAUUAUGCAAAGAAUACCUUUUCAAAAGGCACUUACUUGGACACAAUUCUACCUAUGGAAAUCCAUGGUAAAAAGAGACCCGAGAUUGGACAACGAAUCCGCCUGAGCGAGGGUGACAUCGCGCAGACGAAUCUUUUGUACAAAUGUCAUAAAUGCGGUAGAACUUUCCAGGAGAACAGUGGUAGCUUCGGAUCACCGAAUUACCCGAACAAUUCUCCAACUGUCGACGGAGAACGAUGCGAAUGGAGGAUCACGGCGACGCACGGAGAACGCAUCGUCCUAAACAUCACGUCUCUCGACAUAUUCAAGAGUGAUUACUGCCGUAGCGAUUACCUCGAAAUACGAGACGGAUAUUGGUACAAGAGCCACGUAUUAGGUCGAUUUUGCGGCAGCGGUAAGAUAAAGGAGCCGGUAGUGUCGACCGGAAGUCGCAUGUUGGUAACAUACGUGACGUCUAGUCGACAAAACGGCCACCGUGGCUUCACGGCAAGCUACGAGGCUGUUUGUGGCGGCGACGUCGAAUUGGACGGCGUAGGUCAUCUGGAAUCGCCUAAUUAUCCAGAGGAGUAUCAAUCCAGCAAAGAGUGCGUGUGGAAACUGUCCGUACCUCGAGAUUAUCAAGUAGCCUUGAAGUUUCAAUCUUUCGAGAUCGAGAACCACGACAAUUGCGUGUACGACUAUGUCGAAGUGCGUGACGGACAUAACGAGGAUUCCGCUCUGAUCGGCGUUUAUUGCGGUUACAAGAUACCGCCGGAUAUCAAAUCGACGGGGAAUCAAUUGUUCGUCAAAUUCGUCAGCGAUAGUUCCGUGCAAAAGGCUGGUUUUUCGGCGACUUUUAUGAAAGAAUUCGACGAGUGCAAGUUGACGGACCACGGUUGCGAGCACGAUUGUAUCAAUACGCUCGGUGGGUACGAGUGUUCUUGCAAAGUCGGUUUCGAGUUGCAUUCCGACGGUAAACACUGCGAAGAUGCCUGCGGUGGAUUUUUCGACGACAAUAACGGCACCAUUACUAGCCCGUCGUUUCCUGAGUCAUAUCCAGGAAAUAAAAAUUGUGUUUGGGAAAUUAUCGCUCCACCUCAGUAUCGCAUUACUUUGAAUUUCACACAUUUCGAUUUGGAGGGCAACAAUAUGUACCAAGAAGAAUGCGAGUACGAUUCCGUAGAAGUGGUGAGCAAACUCGGCGACGACGUUUACAGAAAGCACGGAAUAUUUUGCGGUGCGCGAUCACCACCACUGAUCACGUCCGAAGGCAAUUUUAUGAGAAUCACCUUCACAUCCGACAACAGUGUUCAAAAAUCAGGCUUCGCUGCUGUAUUCUUCACGGAUAUGGACGAGUGUGCUAAUAAUAACGGAGGGUGUCAGCACGAGUGCAAAAAUACGAUAGGUUCUUACCAGUGUUCCUGCCAUAACGGUUUCACGCUUCACGAAAACGGUCACGAUUGCAAAGAGGGUGGUUGCAAGUACGAAAUCAUCGCGCCCUUGGGAACGAUCACUUCACCGAACUAUCCGGAUUAUUAUCCCGGUCGUAAGGAUUGCGUUUGGCAUUUCACCACGAAACCAGGCCAUCGGAUAAAAUUGGUUUUCAGAGUUUUUGAGAUGGAACCACAUCAAGAAUGUGCGUACGACCACAUUGCAAUUUACGACGGAGAUUCGCCGGACAGCAUUACCUUGGGCAGAUUUUGUGGUACUAAAGAACCACAUCCGAUUCUCGCGACGGCCAAUCAAAUGUACAUGGUCUUCAAAAGCGACGCUUCCGUGCAGAGGAAAGGAUUCCUCGCGACCCAUAGCACAGCUUGCGGUGGUCAUCUCAUGGCAACGGAUCGAGUUAAGCAUUUAUAUUCUCACCCCAAGUACGGUUAUCACAAUUACGACCACAGAACAGACUGCGACUGGGCGAUAGAGGCACCGGUUGGCAAAAUCGUCCACUUGACUUUCCUCUCGUUCCACCUCGAAUACGAAAGCGAAUGUGGAUAUGACUUUGUCGAAGUAUUUUCUGGAUUAGACGCGUCUAGUCCACCUUACGGGCGAUACUGUGGUACCUCUAAUACCACUGACUUCAUGUCGAUGAACGAAGCGCUGCUGAUAAGAUUUAGAACGGAUGAUACGAUUGCGAACAAAGGUUUUGUCGCUAUCUUCGUGGCGGUCGACCGGCAGGAGAGCGAGGAGAAUCUUGGCGGCGAAGACAACGAAGAUUCCAAAAAUCUUUGAUCUUCGGCUCAGUCCGUUAAUCGACUGGAUUAUGAGUUUUGAAGAGACUAUUUCCGUGAAGAUAUCUCACUCACGCGACAAUACAAUUAUAUGCGUUUCUUCUUCUUCUUCUUAAGUUUUAAGUAAGAUGUAACUUUUACGGAAAACACAUGUUAGUUCGACGCUUCGAUCGGAAGGAUUGAAUGGAUCGUACCGUUGAUCCAAUGCGACAUCAAGUACGAUCGAAGAUAGCUUUAAUAGGAGAUAUCUCAUCAUAUCAUCUCCUUCUCGUCUCAACUGCGCUAUAAGAGGCGAUAAUUAAUGUUACUUAUAAAUUAUCUGUCAACAAAGAAAAAUAUUUCGUAAGAGAAUAAAUAUUUGGCCUAUCGCGGAACAUUUAUGUGCCAUAUAGUUAAGAUACAAUGUAUUAAUUAAUAGUAUACUUUAUAUCGAUCAAGAUGGAGAAAUUUGUUUGGAAGGAUAAGAUAGACUCUAAAAUAACGUUACGCUAAAGCUCUUACGGCAAACUUAUAACGUAUACACAUAUAUGAUUAUUACGUAUAAGAGGUCAUUAUCAUCGAUAUUGUAAUCGAUAAUAGAAAGGAACAUAGAUAUCGAUCUACCUGUUGACAAUGUUCUCGUGAAAAAAAGGAAAAAAAAAUGAACAGGCACUGCCGAGAUGACAGUAAUAUCAACGACUAAUUCCAUACACAUCACAAUGAAACAAUUACAUUAUACAAGUAACUGACAAAAAUUUUGCGUAGAAACAUUCGACGCAUCAAGCAUUUUAUAAUAAUGUACACGGUAUUGACAAUUAUGGCGGCACAAUAUUGCAACGUAUUCGGCCCGCGUUCGCAUCGCAAUGUAUCUACGAAGAGAAGGGCUAGAACGUAAGGGGAAGCGCCACCACCAAGCAGAUACGAGAGUCAGCAGUGUUUUGUAGAUAUUUCGUUGCGUUUUCUGGUGGUACAAUAUAGCGCGCGAACAUUGACACUUAUAAAAUGAACGAUAUUCGUGCGUGUAUGCGUUUUUGCGUGUCAUGCGAUUUGCGCGAGAAUAUCCAACAGCACGUCGAACGUUCAUUGUAUAUAGACAAAGUUAAUUAUAGAUACUAUGUCGUUUUAUAUGUAUCGGCGGCAUUGGUAUUUGGUAGCUUACCAAAUGGUCAAAUAAAUAUUCGAACGUUUACUUUUUUA